This is a messenger RNA of Entelurus aequoreus (snake pipefish), 2837 nucleotides long. RefSeq names its product WD repeat and FYVE domain containing 1 (gene wdfy1). The record is from RefSeq and is a predicted model, not a curated record. The coding region runs from base 180 to 1412 and encodes 410 amino acids. NCBI's taxonomy places the organism in Eukaryota, Metazoa, Chordata, Actinopteri, Syngnathiformes, Syngnathidae. Gene Ontology annotation, molecular function: protein binding; metal ion binding. The transcript is spliced from 12 exons.
UCUAAAUCUAUCUACCCUUGUAUUAGACAGUGUAUUACCGUAAUGAAUCCUUGGCGUCUCUUUAGCAAGCAUUACGGUAAUCCCCACAGUGUCUCUGUUGUGUGUCAGCUGAUCCACUUGGACUGGCGAGGAAGAGAAUUAGCAGCAAGAAAACACACCAGUGCUGGCUACGUUGAACCAUGGCCGCGGAGAUUCAUUCGAGGCCUCAGAGCGCCAGGCCGGUUCUUCUGAACAAAAUCGAGGGACACUCAGACGCUGUCACGGCUGCUGUUUUAAUCGCAAAGGAGGACGGAGUGAUCACAGUCAGCGAAGACAGAACCAUCCGAGUGUGGCUGAAAAGAGACAGCGGACAAUACUGGCCGAGUAUCUUCCAUACAGUCUCCUCUCCCUGCUCUUGUAUGUCAUAUCACCAUGACAGCAGACGCAUCUUCAUUGGCCAAGAUAAUGGAGCUGUUGUGGAGUUUCUCAUCUCUGAAGAUUUCAACAAAAUGAGCCAUGUUAAAACAUAUCCUGCUCACCAGAAUCGCAUUUCUGAUAUGGUGUUUACCCUGGAGAGUGAGUGGUUGGUGAGCACCGGCCAUGACAAGAGUGUGAGCUGGAUGUGCACCCAGAGCGGCAGCAUGCUGGGGAGACACUACUUCACUUCCUGGGCUUCCUGCCUACAAUAUGAUCAUGAGACCCAGCACGCCUUCGUUGGCGAUUACUCAGGACAGAUCACGCUGUUGAAGCUGGAGAAGCAGACCUAUUCUAUCAUUACUACACUAAAGGGCCAUGAAGGCAGCAUAGGAGCUUUGUGUUGGGACCCCAUCCAUAGGCUACUCUUCUCAGGGGCGUCCGACCACAGCGUCAUCAUGUGGGACAUAGCGGGACGCAAAGGGCGCACCUUACUGUUGCAUGGACACCAUGAGCGUGUCCAGGCUCUGUGCUACAUGCAGCUGACCAGGCAGUUGAUGUCGUGCUCAGCUGACGGAGGUAUCGCCGUGUGGAACAUGGACACAGCCAGAGAAGAGGCACCUCAGUGGCUGGAAAGCGACUCUUGUCAGAAGUGUGAGCAGCCUUUCUUUUGGAAUGUCAAGCAGAUGUGGGACACCAAGACAUUGGGACUCAGACAGCACCACUGCAGGAAGUGUGGCAAAGCUGUGUGUGGGAAAUGUAGUUCUAAACGCUCCACAUAUCCAAUCAUGGGCUUUGAGUUCCAAGUGCGAGUGUGCGACGCCUGUUUUGACUCCAUCAAGGAAGAAGAUCGAACUCCGUUGGCCACAUUCCAUGAGGGGAAACACAACAUCGCUCGCAUGCACAUGGACCCAUCCAGAGGCCUGAUGGUCACCUGUGGAAGUGACCGCAUUGUGAAGAUCUGGGACAUGACGCAGGUGGUUGGCUGUAGCUUAGCAACAGGCUUUUCUCCUCGCUGAUUGGGUCCAGCCCCUCUUCCGGUGUCAUGGAAACCCCUCUCUCUGUACAGUGCAUCAUCGCCAUCAUGCCUGGACUCUCCAGCUCCUGGGGGACGUUCGUGUGUGUGCGUGUUUGUGUGUUUGUGUGUUUGUGCGUGUGCGUGUGUGUGUGUGUGUGCGUGUGCAUGUGCGUGCGUGCGUGCGUGCAUGUGUGUGAGAGAGUGCAUGCAUGUGUGCGCGCGCGUGUGUGUAUGUGUAUGCUAGUAACGUAUGUCUCGGCAGUCCCUUUUUCAUUUGGAAUGAUCUUUUCAUUUUCGCACUAUAUGAAUGUGUGAUCUCUUCCAUAGCGCGCACACACACACACACACACACACACACACACACACACACACACACACACACACACACACACACACACACACACACACACACACACACACACACACACACACACACACACACACACACACACACACACACACACACACCAUAACACUAAGCACAACAGUUAGUGUAAACGUGUGCAUGUACUCUAAUGUCUCCUCCUGUGGGACGAGUGUUGAUAUUAGUGUUUACAUUUAAUACUUCUGAUACUUUUUUGUGGCUUUUUUAAGUAUCGGUACUGUAAUGUUGACAAAUUCCAGACUCGCCAUGGCGUACUUCUGUUGCAUCUGUGUAGAAAAGACCACAUGUAGUCAAAUGUAGACCUUCUGAUCACACGUUAUUUCCCACUUUAGAUGAUUUUGCGUCUCUUUUUCACCAGUUGGCCUUAAACCGCACUCAGGAGGUUUUACAUCAAUGGAUUAUCACCCUCCCUUUUUUGUUGUUGUUACCAUGGCCACCUUGUCACGUGUAAAUCCAUCAUAUUGCGAGUAUUUAAAGCGGUGCUAAUGCUGACCCCGCGUCCCCCUCCAUAACCGGGAGUGCGUUGCUAUAGCAACAGGUCAUCUUUGCAAAGUCCCCCAUGUUUUGUUUUUUUUCAGCAUCAUUAAGCACUUGCUAAGGUGUAGAAAUGUAGUAAAGGUCUCACUGCCCUGUUUGUGUGCUGGCCUUGUGGGUGUGUAACAUGCAUUAUUCCAUGAGGUAUCAUUCCUUUUAUCAUAAAGCACUUGGUUCACAUGAAGUGUCGACUUCCCAGCUCUGAUCUUAACUGUUCCUUCAGCCGCCUUAAAGAGAGAAGGGCACAUUCUCGUAGCCUUUUUCUUUUCUCUUGCCAUCAACGUCUGGAUGUCUUUUGAGUCAUGUUUUUUUUCCACCCCCAUGUUGCUCUAUAAACUAAUCCCUGCACUGAAUUGCACAAGCCCUUCACUUUCUUUGCUAGUUCAUAUGUGAGUACAAUUCUAAUGUUUAGAUGUCUGCCCCGAUGUCCAAAUGUAAUCACCUUCCACUUUUGCAUUAUGUAGUGUAUAUUCAUAUUUGUAGUAAAGUAUUUAUUAUCUAUGUAAA